This is a messenger RNA of Ochlerotatus camptorhynchus, 1943 nucleotides long. Its product is annotated as tumor protein D54. The record is from RefSeq and is a predicted model, not a curated record. Gene Ontology annotation, cellular component: cytoplasm. The coding region runs from base 680 to 1816 and encodes 378 amino acids. The transcript is spliced from 6 exons. NCBI's taxonomy places the organism in Eukaryota, Metazoa, Arthropoda, Insecta, Diptera, Culicidae.
GUCAAGAGUGCCUUUAAUGUUGACCGCAGCCAAAUCUUUGCUUCUAAUCGUUUGGCUGACCUCGGGAUGAGUGAAUGAGUCAACAGAUGUAAAUCAGUGAAAACCGAAGAAGCAUAACAAAAAGUGUGGCCUAAAUCAUACGUCUAGGAAUAAAAGUGAGGUUCCCAGUCAGAGUGAAUGUGUUAGAAACGAAAGGAAAGUUUGCAAAGAUUCCAACGACCGUCAAUACCCCCCGUUACGUAAAGCAUCCACCGUGUUGUACACAGUGCCAAGAAGCAGUAGCAUAAAAGUUUCCUCUUUAUUGACGUCUUUCUUCGUUUCUAAUUCGUUGGAUAUGUACCGCUUCUAUAAAGCUUUAUGCCUUCAAAGACUUAGGAGGCAACAAUAAAAAACAAGCGUUGAAUUGCCAAGAAACCAUACUCUUGGUCCAUUCAUCGCGAAAUCUAAAACAACCUCUGCCAUCACAGUUGAACAAGAGUAAAAGCCUAACGCAAUACCUUCGGUUGUUUAUUACAAACAAUUACAACCAACAUGCUGUCGUAACGAACCACCUCACAAUCGGCGUUUGCUGCUCGCCUGCCAACUGCAGAAUAAAAAAAUAACAUUAUCUAGUCAUAGGCAAUUCACAUUGGCGACUGAAAUCGAUACCACCCAUCACGCGGCAAUCAUCCGUCAGAAAAUGAGGGUCGGUGAGGAUGAUUUGUCCAGUCUGGAGUACAUCGAGGAUCCUUAUAUUCCCAAGCUCGACAAUUGCAUAACACCUUCUCUCGAUGACAUCACCGAGUACAAUCCGGACGACCUAGGCGAUGAACAGAACUGGCCAGAAGAAACCGAGUUCUACCUACGAUCUCUCACACUGGACCAGAUCCUGGGUGUCUCUUCCGACGAGGAUAUCGAUCCGGAAUUGGAAAUGCAAACAGUGGAAACCGAAUUCAGUCCCCUUCUGCAUUCGGAGACAUCUAUGAAUGGAACGACCUCAAAUUCAUCGAGCGAAAGCAGAACCGGCGUAGGGGUGAUGAGAAGCAUUCUGGCAAACAAACUGCUAAACGGUCGUACAAAUAAGUUUAACUUGUUCAGUAAGAAACGGAUACGGGACGUACGGGUGACGUUUAUAGAUUUUUCUAAACCUUACCUGGCGCGGAUAUCCAGUGGAGAUAACUACAAAAGCUUUCUGAAUAUUGGGAGUGCUGUAGACAAUUCGGGAAAAUUGUCCGAUGCAUCUCCCGUCGGGUCGGUGACCUCAGCUGAAAUCGCUCAUGAAUUCUCGGGACUUACGGUCGAAGAACAGGAGGCGCAGCGCGCCGAAUGGAGCCAGGAACUGGCACGGGUGGAGGAGGAAAUCACUACUCUACGCACCGUGCUGCAAUCCAAGAUUCGACAUUCGAGUGAACUGAAGCGUAAGCUGGGCAUCACCGUUUGGAAGGAAAUCACCGACGAUAUGAGCCAGGGUAUCAAAAACGUCAAGGAGAGCAACGUUUAUCAAACUGUCGAGACAAAAGUGGGCGAAAUCACGACAGCAGUUACGAGUGCCCCAAUCUAUCAGAAAACCGAAACGGCCAUCAAGACAACGGCUGGUAGAACUACAUCCGUCCUCGGUGGAAUCACCAGCAAGAUGACGCAGAAGAUAUCCGAUAUGAAGCAAUCGGAUUCGUUUCGAUCAUUCGAGGAGAGAGUAGGAUCAGCCUACGAGAACGUUAGAUCAAAAGUAUCAUCUCGGUCAAGCUCGGUGCAGAGCUUGUCGGAUCUGCAGAAUGACGAACGUCGCAGUUCGGUUACGACUCCAACGGCGAUUCCGGAGGAGAAAAACGUUCCUUAAUAGCCUACAGGUCGGGAAGGAACACAACAGUAGCAAAAGCAGUAAGUACCAGAUCGAAGAACACUAGAGCAUUUUGUCACAGUUUUUGGCUACAUAUUUAUGGGGUAUUACCGAAGAAUAAGAAAAA